Messenger RNA from Epinephelus fuscoguttatus (brown-marbled grouper), 4095 nucleotides. It is a transcript of the gene nkpd1, whose product is annotated as NTPase, KAP family P-loop domain containing 1. NCBI's taxonomy places the organism in Eukaryota, Metazoa, Chordata, Actinopteri, Perciformes, Serranidae. The coding region runs from base 165 to 2396 and encodes 743 amino acids. The transcript has 9 exons. The record is from RefSeq and is a predicted model, not a curated record.
GGGGGCGUAAGGCUCACCACACCUUAGCUGCAUGGUCUGUCUGCUGCUUCUGUACAUUAGACGAUUCAGAGAUGAGUCAAAAUAAAGAUCAGGACUAACAUUUGGAACUUAAUCAGGUCAAAGGGAUUUUCUGUGAAAGCUGCACGUCCCACCACACAGUCAUCAUGGAUAAGGCAACAAAAGAUGAUAUUUAUGCAUAUGCGCUGUCAAAGACGCUGACAAAAGUUUCGUCGCCUGCAACUGUAGGCCUCUACUCUUCAUGUCAGAAUCGAAUUAACAUGAUCCUUGAACAAAUGGAAGUGAAUGUAAAAAGAUCAGCACCCAAGGUAGACACCCAAGAUUACAAAGGACAUAAGUCCAAGCCAACGACAUGUUCUAAAUAUUGUAUCCCAAAUGUAAAUUUCAUCAAUGUUUUGUGUCUCCUCAGCAACCCCAUUUGGACAAAGGAGAACCAGUACCACCGUAACAUCAGGUUCAUUUAUGUACAGUUUAGUGCCUGGCAUUUUGCAGGCAGUGACCUGCUUUGGGCCGGCUUGGCCAUACGGCUGCUUCAAGCAAUGCAGAUAAACUUUGGGAAGUUACAGCUUGUCGUCUACCGUGUGGCUCAAUAUGACGAGGAAGACGAAGUCAAGAAGAAGAUGGUGGAGGAUGGUCCUAACCAUUGGCGGUCCAAAAAGAUCUGCUGCUGCCCUCUGUGGUUUUUUGUCUUGUCCAUUAUUGCGAUACCAGUUUUCAUCCUGAUAUUCUUUUUGACUGUUAUCGUUCCCCAACAAGAGACCCAAACAAACGGGACAGUGACUUCUUCAAAAGGCCAAACGGAUGUGCUGCAUGGCCUGCUCAUCGCCGUGUUAGGAGUCCCUGCAGCAUCCGCACUGAGGUUUGUUUUUAUGAUGGCUAAGAACCUCAUCGUAAACCUGGAUCUGAACAUCACGAAGGGGAUGGACAAUGAGAAGGUAAGCUGCCAACUGGGCUUCAUGAACCAAGUGAGGAAAGAAAUGUGGUUUCUGUCUCGAUUUAUCCAGUUUAUGGAGGUGUUUGAGAGGAGGAGGAUCCGUGUGGUACUGAAGAUCACCAAUCUGGACCGCUGCCCCCCCAAGAAAAUCGUUGCAGUUCUGGAUGCAGUCAACAUUCUGCUUUCAGAAGAGGAAAGUCCGUACAUUUCCAUUCUGGCCGUCAACCCAGAUAUUGUUGUGCAGAAAGUGAACUUUGCAGAUGGCUGCUUCAGCAAACAAGACAGAGCUUAUGCACUGUUGAACCAAAUCGUGACUCUGGCCUUCACAGUCCCACCACUGUGCGAUGAUUCAAAACAGAGUUUAUUUCAAAGCCUCACUAGCAGUUCAAAAACCCCUCGGAACGUAAGCAUGAAUGUACUUAAACGUAGAACUGGGAGCCUUGUAAAGACAUCUUCCUCAGAUUUAUUUGGAGUGGAGAUUGCACAUGGAACUAAAGAGGCAUAUCCACUGAUGGAUAAGCCUAAAACUGCACUAGCAGUGGAUGUAAACGAGGAGGAGGUAGAGAAUCUGGUUAGGAGCAUCCUGACCAGCAACAAUACAAAGCUGACCAAGUAUAUGGUAGAGGAUGCCAUGUCUAUGAGGAGGGCGAUCAACUCCAUUCGAGUAACUGUGAUAAUCUUGAAGGCCUUGAAGCAAGAGCUUCCUGAACCAGAAUACAUUGCAGCAUGGGUGAUCCUGGCCAAUCAGUGGCCUUGCCGCCUCAGCUGGAUCAUCCAGUGCGUGGAAGAUGCUCAGCAGAGAGCAGGUACUGAUGGUAUCAAUGAAGCCAAUGCUGGUGAUUCAAAGACCUUGUGGAAAGUCUUCAGUGAGUCCAGGGCAGAGCUGUAUGUGAUGAGUGGACAUAUCGAGGACCUCCUCGAGCAGGAUGGAGAUCCUGAGAUGUUUGAAAGACUUCUCAUGGUAGAUUUCCAAUUCACUGUAAAAGACUUGAAGACAUAUGAAGUGGCCAUGGUGAACCUGGACUAUUCAAUGAGGAAGGAGCUGGCUUACAUCAGAGGGACAGCCAGGCUGAAAGAUUCUGGUUGGAUGAGGGACCUAGCUCCUCUGCCAAUCACAACCAUCAUCAAAAUGAACACAGAGGAUGUGUGCAAAGAGUUGGAGAGAAUGGAAUUCCCCAGUAAGUAUAGUGAUAUUGUGAGAAGCAAUGACCUCCACGGUUCGGCACUGGUCUUCGGUGAUGCAGAUGACCUUAAAGCCCUCCUAGAUAUGACCUUUGGUGAAUGGGCAACUUUCAGACUUCACUUCCUGGGUUUACCAUCACAUCUCCGACCACAAUACAGGAACAUGUCACCGACCCCCUCUCAGCCUCAGCUGUCAGCAACUCCCCUCCAUGUUCGACAUCACUACAUGAGUAACCCCAAUCUAGUUAACAGCCACAUGUAAGAAUCCAAUCCAAUUCCAGUAAGUGCGUUAUCCCUAAAAAUAUGAUCUAACAUUUGUUAACAAUCUUUGUAGUAACAAUACACAGCUCGUGCAGAGUGUGGGAGUUUAAGUGUGAAGUAAAUACAUAUUCACCUUGUUUAGCUACAGGAGCUUGUUAUAAACUCUUGUUGCUGCUUAGAAAAUGUUUAAUCUCCUGCAACCAUGUCAAAUAACUGUCACGUACAUAGCUUAACUUAAAGGAGCUAUAUGUAAGAAAUCUAAAGCAAAUAGUCAUAAAAUCAUCCUAAUAUGUCACAGGGACUAAGGAAUAAUGUUAAUAUAACAUACUGAUCUCACCAACAACUAUAGUACAGCCAAAAUAUUCGCAUUUUUAAAAAAAAAAAAAAAAUACGGUCUGCAAAUCAUGUUUAUGUUUUGAAUUUGUGUUUUGGCCUGUUGCGCCACCCACCGCCGUCUACCAGUCAUGCAGUCAGUAGAGUCUCAGCAUCAGUUACAGUUACAACUGAGCUACAAUGGCUGACGGUGCGACUAAACCCAAACAACCUUGUUAUGAUUCCCAAAAACACCAAAACAAAACUCGAGGCAAAGCGAGGGGCUAUACAGGAGAUGCUUUUGAACGGUGGAGACGGCUGAAAGCGGAGAAGAAUUUGAAAUCGGAUGUCGAAGUGGCUUCUCUUCUCCUCGACAGGUAACGUUAAGCUUUAGCCAAAGUUGGCUAACUAGCAUCAUAGCUAGAUGGGAAUGGACAUUUCGAAUAUUUUCAACUGUUAUUCAUUUUCGAUCAUACGUUGUAACCCAUGUGGAGGUGGGUCAUUGACCCGACUGAUUUGUUUUGAGAAACAAACGUUAGCAGCGUGGCAAGCAGCAUUAGCAGUGUCCUGGUACAUAGCAUUAGCAGCCAGCUCCUCCUCAGCUGUAUCCCGGCAGCAGCGUUAGCAGCAGAGAAGCCGGACUUGCUCAAACGGUCCGCUGGAAAACCGAAGAUCAAGGACGCGGUGAUGCAGCCCUGCCACGGCAGCCGCCCGUGGGCAAACAAAUCAGUCUCCAGCGUGCCAAUGUCCAGCACUCUCAAAUCUGUAGGGGAGGGGGGGCGGACACAACUCGCGGCAGUAUUUUGAAUCUGAGUGCAGUAACCGCUUUGGCCACAUUCUUACAUACAGCGCCUUUAAGGGAGACAAACCCAACAACGACAGCUGUAAGUCAUACCCAAAUGUCUAAUUAUGUGUAUCAGCCUUAGUUGCCCUGAUUGUGGGUUGUGUUUUGCAUGGAUCACAUUAUCCUGUAUUUUUUUUAUUUUUAUUUAUUUUAUUUUUUUUACAACAGACAUUUCGGCAUGUCAUUUAGCUGCUUCAGUCUCAGGGCCCUGGUAUUGUGCAUGCUGGCUCACUGUCACACUUUGACGGCUUCACUGUGACACUUGAAUAAAAUGGAGGUAUUUGUAAUAUCACUCAUAACACAAAGGCCUCUUGUGAGACAACACUUGAUUUUUUCCUGUUGAUGUGUCAAUUAAGGGAAGGUGGAAAAUUAAAGAGGAUCGGGAGGAUAAUAAGCUGUGUAACAUGCUACCUGAAAAAAAGACCAACGACUGUGUUAAUAUUUCUUUUAAAGUCAUUUUCAAUACUAUUUGAAAUGUAUCUUAAAUUGAGGAGUGUUUCGUCAGCGACUCGGUUUAGUUCAUUGUGAGAGUCAACAGGAGGCU